AUGGAUUAUCUGGUGCUUGUGUCCCUAGGUUUAUUGUCUCUUGCGUCCAUUGGUUAUCUAGCUCUUGUUGCCAUUGUUACUCGGUGCAACCCUGCCAUUGGUUCUGUGUCUCUUCCUGCGGUUGGUAUUCGGUCUCUUGCGCUCAUUGGCUAUGUGGCUCCUGUUGCCAUUGAUGUUCGGUCUAUUGUGUCCAUUGGUUGUCUGGAUGUUGUUGUCAUUGAUGUUCGGUCUGUUGUGUCCAUUGGUUGUCUGGUUGCUGCUACCAUUGUUGUUCGAUGUGUUGCGUCCAUUGGUUCUCUGGCUCAUGUUGCCAUUGGUUUUCGGUCGCUUGCGUCGAUUCCUCUUCUGUCGCUUUUGUCCCACUCCCUGAAACCCCGGUACAUUUUUUAG
Lactuca saligna is the source of this 390-nucleotide messenger RNA. Lineage: Eukaryota; Viridiplantae; Streptophyta; Magnoliopsida; Asterales; Asteraceae. The record is from the annotation of a GenBank genome assembly.